Messenger RNA from Lepisosteus oculatus (spotted gar), 8120 nucleotides. It is a transcript of the gene mtor, whose product is annotated as mechanistic target of rapamycin kinase. Gene Ontology annotation, biological process: TOR signaling; negative regulation of macroautophagy; protein phosphorylation. Gene Ontology annotation, cellular component: TORC1 complex; nucleus; TORC2 complex. NCBI's taxonomy places the organism in Eukaryota, Metazoa, Chordata, Actinopteri, Semionotiformes, Lepisosteidae. Gene Ontology annotation, molecular function: protein-containing complex binding; protein binding; protein serine/threonine kinase activity. The record is from RefSeq and is a predicted model, not a curated record.
CUUAUUUUCAUUGGUCAAAAUAGAAAUCUCUCCAAGGUCUUGGGUCGCCCUCCCAAAUUAGGUUGUGAUAAUCUGAGACUGUUGAACGGGGAGGUGGGCGCCCCCUGCUGGACAGCGGCCAUCAUGUCGGGAACGGCCACCGUCCUGCAGCAGUUCGUCAGCGGCCUGAAGAGCCGCAGUGAGGAGACUCGGGCCAAAGCCGCCAAGGACCUCCAGCACUACGUCACCACCGAGCUGCGAGAGCUCAGCCAAGAAGAGGCCACCACCUUCUAUGACGAGCUGAACCAUCAUAUCUUUGAGCUGGUGUCCAGCUCCGAUGUCAAUGAGAAGAAAGGAGGCAUCCUUGCCAUUGUGAGCCUGAUUGGAGUCGAAGGAGGAAAUGCCACGCGAAUCAGUCGAUUUGCGAACUACCUCCGCAACCUGCUGCCCUCCAGCGACCCGGUGGUCAUGGAGAUGGCCUCGAAGGCCAUGGGCCACCUGUCGAUGGCCGGGGACACCUUCACUGCGGAGUACGUGGAGUUCGAGGUCAAGAGGGCUCUGGAGUGGCUGGGGGCGGACAGGAACGAGGGGCGACGGCACGCCGCGGUGCUGGUGCUGAGGGAGCUGGCCGUGAGCGCCCCCACUUUCUUCUUCCAGCAAGUGCAGCCCUUCUUCGACAACGUCUUCUACGCGGUGUGGGACUCCAAGCAGGCCAUCCGCGAGGGCGCGGUGUCGGCCCUGAGGGCCUCCCUCAUCCUCACCACGCAGCGCGAGACCAAGGAGAUGCAGAAGCCCCAGUGGUACAAGCAAACCUUCGAGGAAGCCGAGAGGGGCUUCGACGAGAGUCUGGCCAAGGAGAAAGGCAUGAACCGGGACGACCGGAUCCACGGCGCCCUGCUGAUUCUCAAUGAGCUCGUCCGCAUCAGCAGCAUGGAGGGAGAGCGGCUCCGAGAGGAGAUGGAGGAGAUCACGCAGCAGCAGCUGGUCCACGACAAGUACUGCAAGGAGCUGAUGGGCUUCGGCACCAAGCCGCGCCACAUCACCCCCUUCACCAGCUUCCAGUCCGUGCAGCCGCAGCAGUCCAACGCCCUGCUGGGGCUCCUGGGCUACAGCACCACCCAGGGGUACCUCAGUUUCGGGGCCACCCCGGCGCCGGCCAAGAGCACCCUGGUGGAGAGCCGCUACUGCCGGGAGCUGAUGGAGGAGCAUUUCGAGCAGGUGUGCCGGUGGGUGCUGAAGUACCGGACCAGUAAGAACCCUCUGAUUCAGAUGACGAUACUGAACCUGCUGCCUCGCCUGGCUGCCUUCCAGCCUCACACCUUCACAGAUCACUAUUUGCUGGACACCAUGGGCCACCUGCUAGGAUGCCUGAAAAAGGAAAAGGAGCGAACAGCGGCCUUCCAGGCCAUGGGCCUCCUGGUGGUGGCUGUGAGGACUGAGAUCCAGCCCCACCUCGGCAAGAUCCUGGAGAUCAUCAAGGCUGCCCUUCCGCCCAAGGACUUUGCACACAAGAGACAGAAGACCGUGCAGGUGGACGCCACCGUGUUCACCUGCAUCAGCAUGCUGUCUCGCGCCAUGGGGCCCAGCAUCCAGCAGGACAUCAAGGAGCUGCUGGAGCCCAUGCUGGCGGUGGGCCUGAGCCCCGCCCUGACUGCAGUGCUGUACGACCUGAGCCGCCAGAUCCCCCAGCUGAAGAAGGACAUCCAGGACGGGCUCCUGAAGAUGCUCUCCCUGGUCCUCAUGCACAAGCCUCUGCGCCACCCCGGCAUGCCCAAGGGCCUGGCGCACCAGCUGGCGUCGCCCAGCCUCACGAACAUCCCGGAGGCCAGCGACGUGGGCAGCAUCACCCUGGCCCUGCGCACCCUGGGCAGCUUCGAGUUCGAAGGGCACUCGCUGACCCAGUUCGUGAGGCACUGUGCCGACCACUUCCUGAACAGCGAGCACAAGGAGAUCCGCAUGGAGGCCGCGCGCACCUGCUCCCGCCUGCUCACGCCUUCCAUCCACCUGAUCGGCGGCCACGGCCACAUCGUCAGCCAGACGGCCGUGCAGGUGGUGGCCGACGUGCUCAGCAAGCUGCUGGUCGUGGGGAUCACUGACCCCGACCCCGACAUCCGCUACUGCGUGCUGGCCUCCCUGGACGAGCGCUUCGACGCGCACCUGGCCCAGGCGGAGAACCUGCAGGCCCUCUUCGUGGCCCUGAACGACGAGGUCUUCGAGAUCCGGGAGCUGGCCAUCUGCACCAUCGGCCGGCUCUCCAGCAUGAACCCCGCCUUCGUCAUGCCUUUCCUGCGCAAGAUGCUCAUCCAGAUACUGACAGAGCUGGAGCACAGUGGGGUGGGCAGAAACAAGGAGCAGAGCGCCCGCAUGUUGGGUCACCUGGUGUCCAAUGCGCCACGACUCAUACGCCCCUACAUGGAGCCCAUCCUCAAGGCCCUCAUCCUGAAGCUGAAAGACCCCGAUCCCAACCCGGGGGUGGUCAUCAGCGUCCUUGCCACCAUUGGAGAGCUGGCUCAGGUGAACUGCUGCGCGGCUGAGAGAGGGGAGGCAGGCAGGGUUAGGAGAAAGCUAGCCCUACACAGGAGGUGCAGCUCAGGGGAUGCCAGCAUAGGGAGAGUCCAUACCAAGGUCAGCGGUCUGGAGAUGAGGAAGUGGAUGGACGAGCUUUUCCCCAUCAUCAUGGACAUGUUGCAGGACUCCUCCUCCCUCGCCAAGAGACAGGUGGCGCUGUGGACACUAGGGCAGCAGGUGGCUAGCACUGGAUACGUGGUGGAGCCCUAUCGCAAAUACCCCUCGCUGCUGGAGGUGCUACUCAACUUCCUGAAGACCGAGCAAAACCAGGGUAUCAGGAGAGAGGCCAUACGGGUCCUCGGUCUCCUUGGAGCCCUGGAUCCCUACAAGCACAAGGUGAACAUCGGGAUGAUUGAUCAGUCCAGGGACGCCUCGGCGGUCAGCCUCUCCGAAUCCAAGUCUAGCCAGGAUUCCGCCGACUACAGCACCAGCGAGAUGCUCGUCAACAUGGGGAACCUGCCCCUGGACGAGUUCUACCCAGCCGUUGCCAUAGUGACGCUGAUGCGCAUUCUGCGGGACCCGUCCCUGUCCAAUCACCACACCAUGGUCGUGCAGGCCGUCACCUUCAUCUUCAAGUCUCUGGGGCUGAAGUGCGUGCAGUUCCUGCCCCAGGUCAUGCCAACCUUCCUCAACGUCAUCCGCGUCUGUGACGCCAACAUCAGAGAGUUUUUGUUCCAGCAACUGGGAAUGCUGGUGUGCUUUGUGAAAAUACACAUCAGGCCCUACAUGGAUGACAUCUUCACCCUCAUCAGAGAGUACUGGACCCCAAACAACCCCAUGCAGAACACCAUCAUCCUGCUGAUCGAGCAGAUCGUGGUGGCCCUGGGAGGGGAGUUCAAGCUGUAUCUGCCCCAGCUCAUCCCUCACAUGCUGAGGGUCUUCAUGCAUGACAACAGCACGGGCCGCAGCGUCACCAUCAAGUUGCUCAAUGCUAUUCAGCUGUUUGGUGCCAACCUGGAUGAUUACCUCCACCUUCUCCUGCCCCCCAUUGUGAAGCUGUUUGAUGCCCAGGAUGUGCCCCUGCAGGCUCGCAAGGUUGCUCUGGAGACCCUGGACAGGCUGACGGAGUCUCUAGACUUCACGGAUUACGCCUCCAGGAUUAUCCAUCCGAUUGUGCGGACACUGGAUGGAACACCUGAACUACGCAACACCUCCAUGGACACCCUGUCCUCCCUGGUGUUCCAGCUGGGCAAAAAGUACCAAAUCUUCAUUCCCAUGGUGAACAAAGUGAUGUUGAAACACAGAAUCAAUCACCAGCGGUACGACGUUCUCAUCUGUCGUAUAGUCAAGGGCUACACCUUAGCAGAAGAGGAGGAAGAUCCCCUAAUUUUCCAGCACCGGCAGCAGAGGGGCAACCAGGGAGACACAUUGGUCAGCGGGCCUGUGGAAACCGGGCCUAUGAGGAAACUGCAUGUCAGCACGUCUGCCUUGCAGAAGGCAUGGGGGGCUGCCAGGAAGGUGUCCAAGGAUGACUGGCUGGAGUGGCUUCGGCGGCUGAGUGUGGUCCUGCUGAAGGAGUCCUCCUCCCCAGCUCUGCGCUCCUGCUGGUCGCUGGCUCAGACCUACAUCCCUCUGGCCAGGGACCUGUUCAACGCAGCCUUCCUGUCGUGCUGGUCGGAGCUGAGCGAGGACCAGCAGGACGAGCUGAUCCGCAGCAUCGAGCUGGCCCUCACCUCGCAGGACAUCGCCGAGGUCACGCAGACGCUCCUCAACCUGGCCGAGUUCAUGGAGCACAGCGACAAGGGCCCGCUGCCGCUGAGGGACGACAAUGGCAUCGUGCUCCUGGGGGAGAGGGCAGCCAAGUGCCGUGCCUACGCCAAGGCCCUGCACUACAAGGAGCUGGAGUUCCAGAAGGGCCCGUCGCCCCUCAUCCUGGAGUCCCUCAUCAGCAUCAAUAACAAACUGCAGCAGCCAGAGGCAGCGGCCGGGGUGCUGGAGUAUGCCAUGAAGCAUUUUGGAGAGCUGGAGAUCCAGGCCACCUGGUACGAAAAGCUGCACGAGUGGGAGGACGCCCUGGUGGCCUACGACAAGAAGAUCGACAUGAACAAGGAGGACCCCGAGCUGAUGCUGGGGCGGAUGCGCUGCCUGGAGGCCCUGGGGGAGUGGGGUCAGCUGCACCAGCAGUGCUGUGAAGAGUGGACACUGGUCAGCGAGGACACUCAAGCCAAGAUGGCCCGCAUGGCUGCCGCAGCAGCAUGGGGCCUGGGACACUGGGACAGCAUGGAGGAGUACACCUGCAUGAUUCCCAGAGACACACACGAUGGUGCCUUCUACAGGGCAGUGCUGGCUCUGCAUCAGGACCUCUUCUCAUUGGCCCAGCAGUGCAUCGACAAAGCCAGAGACCUGCUGGACGCUGAGCUGACAGCCAUGGCUGGAGAGAGCUAUAGCCGGGCUUAUGGGGCCAUGGUGUCCUGCCAGAUGCUGUCGGAGCUGGAGGAGGUGAUCCAGUACAAGCUGGUGCCAGAGAGAAGGGAGAUCAUUCGGGAGACCUGGUGGGAGAGGCUGCAGGGCUGCCAGAGGAUCGUGGAGGACUGGCAGAGGAUCCUGAUGGUGCGCUCGCUGGUCAUCAACCCCCACGAGGACAUGAGGACCUGGCUCAAAUACGCCAGCCUUUGUGGCAAGAGCGGCCGCCUGGCCCUGGCGCACAAGACCCUGGUUCUUCUGCUUGGAGUGGACCCUUCUAAGCAGCUGGACCACCCCCUGCCCACGGUGCACCCCCACGUCACCUACGCCUACAUGAAGUACAUGUGGAAGAGCGCGCGCAAGAUCGAUGCGUUCCAGCACAUGCAGCACUUCGUGCAGAGCAUGCAGCAGCAGGCCCAGCACGCCAUCGCCGCAGAGGACCAGCAGCACAAGCAGGAGCUGCACAAGCUCAUGGCCAGGUGUUUCCUGAAGCUGGGAGAGUGGCAGCUGAGCCUGCAGGGCAUUAAUGAAAGCACCAUCCCCAAGGUCCUGCAGUACUACAGCCACUCGACCGAGCAUGACCGCAGCUGGUACAAGGCUUGGCACGCCUGGGCCGUGAUGAACUUCGAAGCCGUCCUGCACUACAAGCACCAGAAUCAGGGGAGGGACGACAAGAAGAAACUGCGCCACGCCAGCGGCGCCAGCGCCAACAGCGAGGCCAGUAACAGCGACAGCGAGGCGGACAGCCCCGAGAACAGCCCCGUGCCCUCUCCCGGGCAGAAGAAGGUCAACGAGGACCUGUCCAAGACUUUGCUGCUGUACACUGUCCCUGCUGUCCAGGGUUUCUUCCGCUCCAUCGCUCUGUCUCGCGGUAACAACCUGCAGGACACACUCAGGGUCCUGACCUUGUGGUUUGACUAUGGACACUGGCCUGAGGUGAACGAGGCCCUGGUGGAGGGGAUCAAGACCAUUCAGAUUGACACCUGGCUGCAGGUCAUCCCACAGCUGAUCGCCCGGAUUGACACCCCCCGCGCGCUGGUGGGACGCCUCAUCCAUCAGCUGCUCACGGACAUCGGCCGGUACCACCCGCAGGCUCUGAUUUACCCUCUGACUGUGGCCUCCAAGUCCACCACCACGGCCCGCCACAACGCCGCCAACAAGAUCCUGAAGAACAUGUGCGAGCACUGCAACACGCUGGUGCAGCAGGCCAUAAUGGUAAGCGAGGAGCUGAUCCGCGUGGCCAUCCUCUGGCACGAGAUGUGGCACGAGGGCCUGGAGGAGGCGUCCCGGCUGUAUUUCGGGGAGCGCAACGUCAAGGGCAUGUUUGCCGUGCUGGAGCCCCUGCACGCCAUGAUGGAGAGAGGACCGCAGACCCUGAAGGAGACCUCCUUCAACCAGGCGUACGGACGAGACCUGAUGGAGGCCCAGGACUGGUGCAGGAAGUACAUGCGCUCUGGAAACGUGAAGGACCUGACCCAGGCCUGGGAUCUCUAUUACCAUGUCUUCAGGAGGAUCUCCAAGCAGCUACCUCAGUUGACCUCCUUAGAGCUCCAGUACGUCUCCCCCAAACUGCUCAUGUGCCGGGACCUGGAGCUGGCUGUGCCUGGAACCUAUGACCCCAAUCAGCCGAUCAUACGCAUCCAGUCCAUCGCGCCCUCUCUCCAAGUCAUCACCUCCAAGCAGAGGCCCAGGAAACUGACCAUCAUGGGGAGCAACGGGCACGAGUUCAUGUUCCUGCUGAAGGGCCACGAGGACCUGCGGCAGGACGAGAGAGUGAUGCAGCUCUUCGGACUGGUCAACACCCUGCUGGCCAAUGACCCCGCGUCCCUGCGCAAGAACUUGAGUAUCCAGCGCUACGCAGUGAUUCCUCUGUCCACCAACUCGGGACUGAUUGGCUGGGUCCCGCACUGCGACACGCUGCACGCCCUGAUCAGGGACUACCGGGAGAAGAAGAAGAUUCUGCUCAACAUUGAGCACCGCAUCAUGCUGAGAAUGGCUCCGGACUAUGACCACCUGACGCUCAUGGAGAAGGUGGAGGUGUUUGAGCACGCGGUCAACAACACAGCUGGAGAUGACCUGUCCAAGCUGCUCUGGCUGAAGAGCCCCAGCUCUGAGGUGUGGUUUGACAGACGAACUAACUACACCCGUUCUCUGGCCGUGAUGUCAAUGGUGGGCUACAUCCUGGGACUUGGAGACAGGCAUCCCUCCAACCUGAUGCUGGACAGACUGAGUGGGAAGAUCCUCCACAUCGACUUUGGCGACUGUUUUGAGGUCGCCAUGACCAGAGAGAAAUUCCCGGAGAAAAUUCCUUUCAGGCUGACCAGGAUGCUUACUAAUGCUAUGGAGGUGACGGGCCUGGAUGGGAACUACAGGAUCACGUGUCACACGGUGAUGGAGGUGCUGCGGGAGCACAGGGACAGCGUCAUGGCCGUGCUGGAGGCCUUCGUCUACGACCCCCUGCUCAACUGGAGGCUCAUGGACACGAACACAAAAGGGAAUAAGCGAUCCAGGACGAGGACCGACUCCUACACCGCGGGGCAGUCCGUAGAAGCCCUGGAGGGAAUUGAGCUUGGUGAAACGACACACAAGAAGCCAGGAACCACAGUGCCUGAAUCCAUUCACUCCUUCAUUGGAGAUGGCCUAGUGCAGCCUGAAGCCCUGAACAAAAAAGCUAUUCAAAUCAUCAACAGAGUCAGAGACAAAUUGACCGGUCGGGAUUUCUCCCACGAUGAGACUCUGGACGUCCCAACUCAAGUGGAGCUCCUAAUCAAGCAAGCGACCUCCCACGAGAAUCUGUGCCAGUGCUAUAUUGGAUGGUGUCCAUUUUGGUAGCAGAGCUCCUACAUCUUUUUCUCUCUACACCGUUCACUAACACUUGGCGCCAUGCCGAUCACCACAAAACAGACUCCGCAGUUCCAGACAUGGAGACGUAUAGCAGUGUUAAUGGCACAUUUUGAAAGCCCUGAACGCAAUUUAAACCUAAACUGAACUCAAAUGAGGUUACUGCUGUGGACUUGGAAUGUUGUGAAAUGCCACUUGCGUACUGUUAAAAUGAGUCAAAUAUAAACUAAAUUAAAUUAAAUUUACUCAACAUAAACUUUUGAAUUAAUAUCAGUCUGCUGUAAUGUACUGUAAGUUUUCUUUGGCAAUAAAUAGUAGAUAAAAAAAGA